Messenger RNA from Rhodamnia argentea, 946 nucleotides. RefSeq lists its product as uncharacterized. The record is from RefSeq and is a predicted model, not a curated record. Bases 170 to 778 code for a protein of 202 amino acids. The transcript has 2 exons. Lineage: Eukaryota; Viridiplantae; Streptophyta; Magnoliopsida; Myrtales; Myrtaceae.
CUCAUCACCUAUAUAUACUCGAGCUUGCUCGGUCCUCACCUUCAAUCCACAAUCCACAGGCACAUUCGAUUCUUCGCUCUCAAAUCUCCAACUCUCAAAUUUUUCGAACAGCCGCGUCUGCAUCAUCUUCGACUUCUUCUCCGGUGAUCGGCGAUUCCUGUUUCCCCAGAUGGAUCGUCACGGUUUGCUGUGGCCGGAGUCUCUCGGACCGAGGCCGGACGGAAUCGGAUACGCGCACGGUGACGGUGCACCCAUGCCCAACGCCGCCGGAGCCCCUCCCUUCCCGAGCUCCGAUCACGCCCCCUGCGCCUACGCCUACAGAAGCGGCAGCCCUUGCGAGGAGAGCUACAACUUCGGCGACGCGGAGGGCCAGUUCUACUACCACGGGCACAGGCCCUGCGACGGGGACCAGUCGAUCGACCCGUGGCUGCUCGAGCUGAUGGAGGACCUGAGGGAGCUCUACGUGCGGCGGCGGCGGCACCGGUUCCGACAGCUGUUCCCGAGGCUGCACGACGAGAUCGACCGGAAGCUGGAGGAGGCUCUGCGGUCGAAGAGGACGAGGGAGGAGGGGGCGUUCCAGAGGAGCUUGAGCGUGGGAUCGCCCCGGCUGCCGGGCAGAGACGGCGGAGUAGGAGACGAGCCGGCGUUGAGGCUCGACAGGUUCAAGGUGCGGACGGUUGAUUUGGACGACCCCGUUGCCGAGGGCGGCGGUCAACAAGGCGGUCAAGGUGGUAACGGCAGUGUGGCCUCUGGCGGCGGAAGAAAUGGAGGCAAAUGACGGAGAUGAACAACGACAAAGGAAGCGGUCGGAAAAGAGAACACAAAAACCAUUCGAGUCGGGGUGAAUAUCUCAAAAUAAUUUGCUAAACAGGAAUUAUUUGAGAAUCCCCAUGUAAUAAUUCAUUUGAUUGAUUCAUUUAUUGAUUUAUUAAUUUAUUUUUUUCUA